CCAACUCAUCAACAGCGAUUUCAAGUAACGAGUAUUAUAGAGAGGUUCAAUUAGGUAUAUCAGAAAAAUCUAAAGGAAAACUACGAGAAUAUGAAGCUAGUCAAAUUCCAGCAGAAUUUAAAGAAUGA
This is a messenger RNA of Dentiscutata erythropus, 128 nucleotides long. The record is from the annotation of a GenBank genome assembly. Lineage: Eukaryota; Fungi; Glomeromycota; Glomeromycetes; Diversisporales; Gigasporaceae.